AUGCUAUCUAUCUAUCUAUCUAUCUAUCUAUCAAUCUAUCUAUCUAUCAGUUGUGAGUUUUCCCCGCGUGCUAUUUCAACGCGACUCGUGAGCGGCACCUGGUGGUUCUUCACCCUGAUCAUGAUAUCGUCCUACACCGCCAACCUAGCCGCCUUCCUCACCGUGGAGCGGAUGAUUUCGCCCAUUGAACGGGCCGAUGACCUAGCCAAACAGAGUGACAUCAAAUAUGGUACCCUAUACGGUGGCUCCACUAUGACUUUCUUCAAGACUUCAAAAAUACCGACUUACCAAAGAAUGUGGCACGUAAUGGAUUCAACCGAACCAAGUGUGUUUGUUAACUCAUCUCAGGAAGGAAUUGAUCGAGUAUUGAAAGGAAAUUAUGCCUACUUGGGCGAGUCGGCUAUCAUCGACUACAACGUCCAACGUAAUUGCGACCUGAUGCAAGUAGGCGGGCGUCUAGAUUCUAAGGGAUAUGGCAUCGCGACCCCUAGGGAGUCUCCUUAUCGAGACCUCAUCUCAGAUGCUAUCUUGAAACUGCAAGAAGAGCAAGUAAUAACCCUGUUAUAUAACAAAUGGUGGCGCGAAGGAUACGGGGCAGUGAAAUGCGAGAAUGAAGACGCCAACAAGGAUGCCAGCGAAUUAGGCGUGUCCACUGUUGGCGGCGUCUUCGUCGUGCUCGGCGGGGGACUGGCUACCGGUCUCAUCGCCGCCAUGAUGGAGUUCGUUUGGAAAGCCAAGAAAAACGCAGAAGAAGACAAGCGUUCCAUUUGUGCAGAAAUGCUAAGGGAAUUCCGGUUCGCAAUGAAAUGCUUUGGUUCGUCGAAAAAGACAGUGAAGAAAGGACCCCGAAAAAAAAGUAUCACAGACAACGGUAUUCACUUCAUGCCGCUGGCAGGCUUUAGUGCAGCCACCGGCAAGGAAGCCUACGGCUAG
Messenger RNA from Acanthosepion pharaonis, 933 nucleotides. The record is from the annotation of a GenBank genome assembly. Lineage: Eukaryota; Metazoa; Mollusca; Cephalopoda; Sepiida; Sepiidae.